This is a messenger RNA of Megalobrama amblycephala (Wuchang bream), 675 nucleotides long. RefSeq names its product transmembrane protein 258 (gene tmem258). The record is from RefSeq and is a predicted model, not a curated record. Gene Ontology annotation, biological process: protein N-linked glycosylation. NCBI's taxonomy places the organism in Eukaryota, Metazoa, Chordata, Actinopteri, Cypriniformes, Xenocyprididae. Gene Ontology annotation, cellular component: membrane-bounded organelle. The coding region runs from base 243 to 515 and encodes 90 amino acids. The transcript is spliced from 4 exons.
UAUUAUAUUUCUUAAACCUCCGAGUGUCCAGGAAUGAAUUGAAACUGCAAAUAACGCUCUUUUAUCGCUCUUGUCUUGUUAAAUUGCAGCAGUUUGGCAGCUUUAGCUUUAGCAGUUAGCCGCAGUCAGGAUGAUUUUCACUACAGACACGGAUAUUAACGUUAUACAAAAUAUCUUAUGCAUGUUUUAAUCAUAAGUAUGUAUGUGUAUAUGUGUGUAGGCUUCAUGUUAACUUGUAAUAGAUGUUAUGCAGAAAGAAGUGUUGCACUAUUAAUUUAGAGUUGGAAGCCAUGACGAGAUACACCAGCCCGGUGAACCCGGCUGUGUUCCCCCACCUCACCGUAGUGCUGCUGGCCAUCGGCAUGUUCUUCACAGCCUGGUUCUUCGUAUAUGAAGUGACGUCCACGAAGUACACGAGAGACGUGUACAAAGAGCUGCUGAUUUCUCUGGUGGCGUCGCUCUUCAUGGGCUUCGGCGUUCUGUUCCUCUUACUGUGGGUCGGCAUUUAUGUCUGAAAGUUGUGGAAAUGACAUGUACAGGAAAACAUUCCAGGUUGAUCAGAACGUUUUUUUCCGGGACUUCAAGCUGAAUUUUGGAUGGAGUUUGCACUGGCAUGAUGGACGGGAUUGUGGGUUAAUAUUUCGCAAAUAAAAUUUUUUGUUAGAAAAUAAAAAA